UGCAUCUGACCGCUUUAAAAACCCUCCUGACCAUCCGAUUCAGCACGUUUUCCAGUCGAUGGUCGAGAUGAUGACAGCUCGGGUGUGCUGCUCGUUGAUUGCUGUUUUGUUGUGUCUCUUUGUAUACUUGAGCACAACGGACGCCAAAGAAUAUGUCACAGGAAGCAGACUAGAGGCACUGCCAAAAAAAGCAAAGCCAGGAGUAUGUCCUAUAUUCAAUCUUGAUGGAACAGUGUUAAAACCAUGUUUGAAGUUGUGUUUCCUUGACCGUAACUGUCCGGAUGAUGAGAAAUGCUGCAGCAAUGGAUGUGGACGACAGUGUAUGCCUCCAUAUAAAGAAAAGCCGGGAGUGUGUCCAAAAAUAUAUCCUGAAGAUGACAUGUUAGGAGAUUGUGCUGAGUUGUGUUCCAAAAACGUACAAAUACCGUAUGAUGAGAAAUGCUGCAGCAAUGGAUGUGGAUAUCAGUGUAUGCCUCCAUAUAAAGAAAAGCCAGGAGUGUGUCCAAAAAUCCAAAUAUUAGGGGUGUGUGAGGAGUUGUGUUCCCAAGACGGUGACUGUCUGAAUGAUGAGAAAUGCUGCAGCAAUGGAUGUGGACAUCAGUGUAUGGCUCCAUCUAAAGUUAAACCAGGAGUGUGUCCAAGGAAAGCACUUGGAAUAGGAUUACACCAU
This is a messenger RNA of Cyprinus carpio (common carp), 670 nucleotides long. RefSeq names its product waprin-Phi1-like. Gene Ontology annotation, cellular component: extracellular region. The annotation marks the transcript as partial. NCBI's taxonomy places the organism in Eukaryota, Metazoa, Chordata, Actinopteri, Cypriniformes, Cyprinidae. Gene Ontology annotation, biological process: antibacterial humoral response; innate immune response. The transcript has 6 exons. The record is from RefSeq and is a predicted model, not a curated record. Gene Ontology annotation, molecular function: peptidase inhibitor activity.